This is a messenger RNA of Oxyura jamaicensis (ruddy duck), 3184 nucleotides long. It is a transcript of the gene LPAR2, whose product is annotated as lysophosphatidic acid receptor 2. Gene Ontology annotation, molecular function: lysophosphatidic acid receptor activity. The record is from RefSeq and is a predicted model, not a curated record. The coding region runs from base 610 to 1644 and encodes 344 amino acids. The transcript has 4 exons. Lineage: Eukaryota; Metazoa; Chordata; Aves; Anseriformes; Anatidae. Gene Ontology annotation, cellular component: membrane. Gene Ontology annotation, biological process: G protein-coupled receptor signaling pathway.
GGGGCAGCGGGCGUGGGGUGAACAGGAGCGGAGGGUGCCCGUUCCCACACCUCGCUGCUCCUCCUGCCAGCAGCCGAGCUGCCCCACCGGGCUGAUGCCAGCAGAUCGGAGCAGACUCGUUCCAGCCAGACCCGGGCCAGCUCCUCCAGAACCGGAGGUGCUUGGAAAAUGCCUCCGAGAGGCGAAAAGGACUCGGGUUACAGCUCCGGGGUGGAUCGGGGCUCCUGCAAGGGCCCGCCUAGGGGAGGACCCAAGGAGGGACGGGCUCGCAGAGCUCUUGCAAACUUGCCUUUAGAAGCCCGUGGUUCGCAGCCCAUCACGGAGCGAGGCUUGCCUGAAACUUUUCUUGGAAGGCACUCGGCUCUUUCUGGCUUGGGAAGCACCUCUGCCCUCCCGAGAUGGGGAUCUCCUUGCUGAAGAGCCGGCCUGGUUUCCUGUGGUGGGGGGACCAAUGCUAAAUGUCAGCUUUGGAUGCAGUGGUUGUGCUUCCAGAGGACAGAGCUCCUGCUGCGUGGUCUCAGGCUUUCUCUAAAAUGAGAGCGGUGGUUGAGCUCACGAGAGGACAGGAACCAGUGACUUCAUGAGCGGAGCUCAGGAGGGACAGCAGCGAUGAAGCACUGCUUUUACAAUGAGACGGUGGGGUUCUUCUACAACAACAGCCGCAAGGAGCUGACCACGUACUGGAGGACGAAGGACGUCCUGGUGGUUGCCCUGGGCCUGACGGUGAGCGUCAUCGUGCUGCUGACCAACCUGCUGGUCAUCACCGCCAUCAUCAUCAACCGCCGCUUCCACUACCCCAUCUACUACCUGCUGGGCAACUUGGCGGCUGCCGACCUCUUCGCUGGCAUCGCCUACAUGUUCCUCAUGUUCCACACGGGGCCCAGGACCGCGGAGCUCUCCCUGAAGACCUGGUUCAUCCGUCAGAGCCUGCUGGACACCAGCCUGACCGCCUCUGUGGUGAACCUGCUGGCAAUCGCGGUGGAGAGGCACCAGACUGUUUUCACCAUGCAGCUGCACAGCAAAAUGUCCAACCAGCGCGUGAUGAUCCUCAUCUUCUGCAUCUGGGUCACGGCCCUGCUGCUGGGGCUCAUCCCGUCCUACGGCUGGCACUGCCUCUGUGCCCUGGAGAAGUGCUCCAGCAUGGCGCCGCUCUACAGCAGGAGCUACCUGACCUUCUGGGCCAUCUCCAACCUGGUCAUCUUCCUCAUCAUGGUGGUCGUGUACACGCACAUCUUCAUCUACGUGAAGAGGAAGAUGACGCGGAUGUCCAAGCACACCAGCUUCCACCCCCGCUACAAGGAGACCAUGAUCAGCCUCGUCAAGACGGUCACGAUUAUCCUAAGUGCUUUUGUUAUCUGCUGGACUCCAGGACAAGUUGUGCUCCUGCUGGACGGCUUGGGCUGCAAGAGCUGCAACGUUCUAGCGGUGGAGAAAUACGUCCUUUUGCUGGCAGAGAUCAAUUCGUUGAUAAACGCUAUUGUCUACUCUUACAGGGACAACGAGAUGCGUAGCACGUUCCGGAGGAUCCUCUGCUUCAUCUGCUAUAGGAAUUCCAAAUACACACCCACGGUGGUGAAGUUAAACACCACAGACCGCAGAACACUUUCUCAGAACGGGCACUUUACCGUGGACUCCUCUAUUUAGCUCUUCAGCAUCGCUGCUCAGCGGUGGCCACUUGCUGGAUUUUAAAAAAACAAAACGAGCAGAGGCUAAGAGCAACCUGCUUCUAAAGCAGUAGAGACUUCUCUGUUGUGCUCAAGCAUAAAUGUUUCUAUAGAAUGCUUGUCAUCGAUCAUGGACAAGGUGCUUUUAAGGAACUGCUGAAUGGUGCGUUGUUUAGGACAAACGUACUUUGAGUAGCAUUGUUAUUAAAGACUGCUAUUUCUAAAGCAAGGUUGAUUUAAUUUAGCAGCCUCUAGCAGUGUGCUGUAUGCAACGGGAAUCUCGUGUGAUCUCUCCGCAAGGAAAGUAUUCUCUUGGUACUUCAGUAUUACUGCCUUCCGAAAUAGUCGUUCCGGUGGUAGCGUGCUCCAAAGACCCAAAGCCCUUCAGUUUUACUCAUCGCUUCCUAAACAGAGCUGCCUAGUGUUUCCCAAGAGGGUCUUAUUCGGGUUGUGUUCCACACUUUUCAGAAGUCGUAUUCUUCUUAAAGCCUCUUCAGAGAGGAAUCUGUUUGAAUUGCUUCCUGAGAAGCAGAUUCCUGCUUUCCAAAGUGUCUGUUACUGAAUUUCAAAGCCUUCUGGGCUGCUGGAGGAUGUCUUAAGAGCACCUAAUUCCUCCCUAAAAUGGAGAGCGGUGCUGUAACUCACUGCAGUUUUGUUUGUGUUCUGCUAAGCGAUACCAUGUGGUAUGCACAAGUUCAUUGCCUAUUCAUAAAUGUGGAGUGAGUCAUGUUCCCAUUAAACCAUCUUUCUACUCGCUGAAAGCCCUUUGGGACAGGUUUAGGUUAGAUUCCAAGGCAAUCAGUAUUUUUUUUGCCUUGGGUUUUAAUGUGCAGUUUGUACCUUCAUGUUCAACUGCGCCCAUAAUGUGUUGCGUCUGUUCAAAUGUAGUCUUUCUCUCGGCAAAGCACCGUAAGAAGUUAGCAGUAUUAUUUAAUACCAGUGCGAGUAGGAUCUAGUUUUCUGAGCAAAUCCAUUUGCGGCAUCUGACACGCGAUGUAAACACUCCCCUCUUGAUUGGGAGGCCAUGACUGGAGAGCAGAUGCUCUGCUGCCAGAAGAAUAUUCGUGGCCAAGGAACUAUAAAUGCUUUUUGCAGGUUUUCCCUCACCUUUACUCCGUUAAAUUUUUAAUGGUGUGAAUGUGCCUGCGUCAGUCCAAAAUCUAUAGUCAUGGGUUUUUGUGAGAGCGGAGAGGCUAACAGAAGGCAGUUUUUUAUUUUUGAGUAUUUGCAUUGAAGCCUAAACUUGGAGUUUCAGGGUUUUUUUUAAUAAAAUGGCCUGGUUCUGUCAGAUGACCAGCUUCCUGAUUGAUCACCUCAGGUGACGUGGCAGAGAAGACAACUUACUGGAGGGAUCGUUGUUCAAAUGCACAUGUGUGGACUUUCUUGCAGAACAUGGUCAGGAAAGUGACUGUGUUAAGGUGACACUCUUGGAUUGAUGAAAACAGCCUUGGAAUAUGGUUGCUGUCUUUGUGUCCCAGAGACUUCUUGAAUAAAUACUUUGUCCUGGGUUUUAGAAACAA